Messenger RNA from Cucurbita moschata (crookneck pumpkin), 889 nucleotides. RefSeq names its product membrane-anchored ubiquitin-fold protein 3-like. The record is from RefSeq and is a predicted model, not a curated record. Lineage: Eukaryota; Viridiplantae; Streptophyta; Magnoliopsida; Cucurbitales; Cucurbitaceae. The transcript is spliced from 3 exons. Bases 266 to 625 code for a protein of 119 amino acids. Gene Ontology annotation, molecular function: protein binding.
UAAAAAUAAUAAUAAUAAUCUUCUGGCUGGUUUUGAAAGAACCGCCUCCCAACCUCGUCCCUCUGGUAGUCUCCUCUUUGACUUUCUAAAGAGUUUAUUUCCUUUCCGGAUCGUUUUUGGUAUUCACAUCCAUAAUCCUUUUAGCUUCUUUGCUAUUGGAAUUGCUGUGCGCCUCCUAGGGCACCGGAUUACUUGAGCGCGUUUCCUUAUCAAUCCGACGUCGGGAUCACACACUCGAACAAUUUCCGAGGAAUACUCUAAUCAGAUGCCGGAGGACGAUUUGAUUGACAUCAAGUUCAGGCUGUACGAUGGUUCUGAUGUUGGACCCUUUCGAUACUCCUCCGCCUCGACGGUUGAUGUGCUUAAGCAGAGAAUAGUGUCUGAUUGGCCCAAAGGCAAAACAGUCACUCCAAAGGCAGCCAGUGAAGUAAAACUGAUCAGUUCGGGCAAAAUUUUGGAAAAUAAUAAGACUGUUGGUCAGUGUAAAUUACCUUUUGGUGAGUUCACGGGAGGAGUUAUUAUAAUGCAUGUUGUUGUACAACCAUCCCUAGCAAAAGCCAAGACAGAGAAAAAGAUUGAUGAUACAUCACCCCAGAAGGUUGUCUGCUCCUGUUCCAUACUUUGAAACACAAUCCCUGCGAUUCAGCCUCAUUCUCGUGUAUAAAUGGAAUCGGAUAAAGAAUUGUUUCUUUAGGCUCUUGCUCUGGAUGCUGUAGAUGCAAUGGAAGACCUUCAUUUUUAUACAAUCAUUGCGUUCUUUCUACCAUUUCUCAAUUCGUCUGUUACCACCUUCACACUUAAGGGUGUGGGUUUGAAUGAUACAUAGAAGAAACCAAACCACAUUGUAAUAUAAAGAUAUAUCUACAAAAUUGGUCAGUAAAUGUGUCCA